UGCAUUUUCAAGGAAAAAGGUCUACAACCAUCAAUGUUCAGAGUCAACUACACGAAGGUGGUGGAUCAGAUGUUUUCUCUCUUCCCUGACGAAGAGCACUACUCAGACGCCGGUCCAGAUCGCUGCAGAACCUGUGCUGUGGUGGGAAACUCUGCAAACCUUCUGGGAUCCCAUUAUGGGUCUCUCAUAGAUUUCCAUGAUAUUGUGAUCAGGAUAAAUAAAGGCCCGACAAAAGGUUACGAGAGGGAUGUGGGGUCAAAGACGACUCACCGGAUUCUGUACCCUGAAAGCGCCAUGGACUUGGACAACUCCACCCAUCUGGUGCUUUUUCCCUUUAAGAUUCGCGAUAUGCAAUGGCUUAUAAGUACCUUCACCACAAGACACAUCACACGCACCUACACACGAGUCAAACCUUCAAUCAAAGCAGAUGAGAACAAGGUGAUGGUCCUCCACCCUGCUUUCAUAAAAUACGUCUAUGAGAAAUGGCUUCUGAAACAUGGCAGAUAUCCAUCUACUGGCUUCAUUACAAUAAUAUUUGCCUUGCAUAUCUGUGAUCAGGUGAAUGUCUUUGGGUUUGGGGCUUCAAGUACUGGAACCUGGCAUCAUUACUUUGACAGAACUCGCACUCACUUUAAAGGCGGCCCUCAUGGUGGAGACUUUGAAAACAAAACAAUGCAUCAACUUCAGCAGAGAAACAAGAUUUCAGUAUAUAAAGGGUAUAGAUAAAAAAGACCAGGAAUGGAUGUGUUCGGUUUAAUGUGUUAACAACCUAACAACCUGUUAACUUGUGGAAAGUGAUAAUAUGUUUUGGGCAGCAAUGAAGUAAUUUUGUCAACACCUUUAUUUUGUGGCCAAGUUACAUUCCGUGGUUAUUUAUAUAAUGUUGGAUUAUGUGUGCU
This is a messenger RNA of Sinocyclocheilus grahami, 899 nucleotides long. Its product is annotated as CMP-N-acetylneuraminate-beta-galactosamide-alpha-2,3-sialyltransferase 2-like. Gene Ontology annotation, cellular component: membrane. Bases 34 to 726 code for a protein of 230 amino acids. The record is from RefSeq and is a predicted model, not a curated record. The transcript has 6 exons. Gene Ontology annotation, biological process: sialylation. Gene Ontology annotation, molecular function: beta-galactoside (CMP) alpha-2,3-sialyltransferase activity. Lineage: Eukaryota; Metazoa; Chordata; Actinopteri; Cypriniformes; Cyprinidae.